AUGGGUGUGAUGCCGAGGUCUCCACAGGGUUCGUCUCGGGUUCCGGGAAAUUCGGGGCGGGUCCUGUCAGCCUUUGAUGGAGAAACGGCCUCGGAGAGAACAACCGCAAGCCUGGAUAGUGCUGAUUUCGAGGAAACUGAGAGGGAAGUACUGGAGGUGUCGACCGAUUCGGGAAGCACUUCGAGUGUAGUAGAAGUGGGGGCUGAUGGCUCUCGGCCAUCGACGAGUGGGCGUCGGGUGGGGGAGGCCGAAGGAGAUGUCUCCGUUGUCGACCCUGGAGAGGGCGUGCUGACGGUGAAGGUCUUGGCGGCGAUCGGUUACGCCCCGGGGCAGUUUAAUCCGAAUUUCUGGAUUACACUCCUUCGGACGAUCACAACGUUCAACAUAGUUGGUGAAGAAGACCCGAGCUAUGAGCAAUUUGCCCAUUUGUACAGCGUGACGAGGGCGAAGAGCGCCGAUCAAGGGGGGUGGGUGCAGUCGAAUUGCCUGGCGGCAAGGCAGAGGGGGCACUUUGUAGUGGGGGUGCCGAGUUCUCAGAAGACUUGGCGCCAACAUCGGGUGCUCAUGUCUGGAGCUUGGGAAUCGGCACCGGGGGUAAUUGUGGAGAGGCAUAUCCCCACGUCCUUUCAGACAAUCGUGUCCUUGAAACGGCCGAUCGCUACGAAGAGGGAGAUAGAAGUGAUCGAGCGCGUUCGGUCAAGGAUAUCAGAGGAAGGACGCUUUCACAAGGCUCUGCUGGAUUACAAGAAUUUGUACAAGGCAGGUCUAAUUUGCGAGCUUGAGUACGUCCGAAGGAAGGAGGAGGAAGAAGAAAAAGAUAGGCAAAUGGCAGGAGGUCGAGAGAUGACGGACGCGAAGAGGAAGCAGCCGUCCUCGUGCCCGACGACGACGAGGAUACCGAGGCUGACCCAGUGA
Molecule: messenger RNA, 915 nt
Organism: Prunus armeniaca (apricot)
Lineage: Eukaryota; Viridiplantae; Streptophyta; Magnoliopsida; Rosales; Rosaceae
Source: the annotation of a GenBank genome assembly